GCCCUGUGGGCCUGGCCAAAUUGGCAUACAUAAGCCCAGUAAGACCCGCAACAAACCUCUCAACACUCAGAUAAAACCUCGUACACAUUCCAUCACCACCAAUGGACACACCAGACUACGAAGCCGAAAAGGCCAAGAUGCUCCGCGGCGAGCUCUACCGCGCCUUCACCCCGGGCCUGAUCGCCGCCCGCCACCGCUGCAAAGUCGCCGUGCAUGCGUUCAACAACGCCGGGAUCGUCUCGCGACGGCGGCAGGUGGAGUUGUGGAGAGCAAUCAUAGAAGACGCCCGCCCCCUUCCACCGCCGGCCCCUACUCCAGAAGAAGACGAGGCGUUCUUCGAGCAGGAACCCUGGGUGGAAAGCCCCAUUCGCAUGGACUACGGGUUCAACGUGAGUGUCGGCGCGGGCACGUUCAUUAACUUCAACUGCACGAUCAUCGACACCUGCCGCGUGGUGAUCGGGGAGCGAUGUCUGUUCGGCCCGAAUGUGAGUCUCUACACGGGACUGCAUCCGCUGGACGGGGAGGUGCGGAAUGGCACGGCCGGGCCGGAGUGGGGCAAGGAGAUUCAUAUCGGCGAUGAUUGCUGGUUGGCCGGGGAUGUGAAGAUUCUGGCGGGGGUGACAGUUGGAAAAGGGUCGACGGUUGGGGCGGGGAGUGUGGUUACUAAGGUUAGCCAACUUGUGCUCUGUGGUAGUGGAUGAGGUGCUUGCUGACAAUUGUUAUAGGACGUACCGCCGUAUUGUGUGGUGGUCGGCAAUCCAGCGCGAGUGUUGAAGUAUCUUAAGGGGAGCCCGCAUUUCAAGGAGGAAGGAGCAUCGGAUUAAUGGACUUGAUGGAGGAGGUAGAGGCUAGAUUCAAGGUGUUGGAGUCUAACUAUGGUCAGAUGGUUGGAAGCUGCGAAG
This is a messenger RNA of Aspergillus brunneoviolaceus CBS 621.78, 902 nucleotides long. RefSeq names its product sugar O-acetyltransferase. The record is from RefSeq and is a predicted model, not a curated record. Lineage: Eukaryota; Fungi; Ascomycota; Eurotiomycetes; Eurotiales; Aspergillaceae. The transcript is spliced from 2 exons. Bases 102 to 701 code for a protein of 199 amino acids. Gene Ontology annotation, molecular function: acetyltransferase activity.